Molecule: messenger RNA, 201 nt
Organism: Aspergillus neoniger CBS 115656
Lineage: Eukaryota; Fungi; Ascomycota; Eurotiomycetes; Eurotiales; Aspergillaceae
Product: GAG-pre-integrase domain-containing protein
Exons: 1
Source: RefSeq, a predicted model, not a curated record
CUUUGGCAUCAGAGACUUGGACACCCUGAUAAGAAAGUAAUCAAAUAUCUUAAAGAAAUAACCCUAAAUAUUCACUUAUCAGACCUAUUUAAAUCAGAUGAAUUUGACCUCUACGAAACCUGCCAUAUUGUAAAUACAAACAAACAAAUAUCACGCAGACCAAUACAAACAAAACAAAUAUCUUUUAACUGUUUGUAUUAG